Messenger RNA from Trichobilharzia regenti, 422 nucleotides. Lineage: Eukaryota; Metazoa; Platyhelminthes; Trematoda; Strigeidida; Schistosomatidae. The record is from the annotation of a GenBank genome assembly.
GACAAAAGACGAUUCUACGACAAUCUAGCUACUGAAGCUGAAAAGGCAGCAGGCAAAAGGGACCUGAGGACACUAUAUCAGAUAACCAAAUCUCUAUCCGGGAAGAGACCAACACAAGCGAAACCUAUAAAAGACAGCCAAGGGAAGCCCAUUACCAAGGAAGAGAAACAGAUUAAACAAUGGGCGGAUCACUUCAAAGGACUCUUAAACAGACCACCACCUGCAACCCGUCCAGAAAUACCAACAACAGCGCACACACAACUGCAAGUUGACACCAAUCCUCCAACGAGAGCUGAAGUCUUGAAUGCAAUCAAACUUCUGAAAGCUGGAAAAACAGCCGGACCAGAUGGAAUACCCCCUGAAGCACUGAAAGCAGACCCAGAGACGACAGCAGACAUGCUGACUCCAUUAUUGCAAAAGGU